Messenger RNA from Formica exsecta, 1296 nucleotides. RefSeq lists its product as uncharacterized. The transcript is spliced from 2 exons. NCBI's taxonomy places the organism in Eukaryota, Metazoa, Arthropoda, Insecta, Hymenoptera, Formicidae. Bases 1 to 1296 code for a protein of 431 amino acids. The record is from RefSeq and is a predicted model, not a curated record.
AUGGGGCUCCGGGUGGCACCCCACAAAACUGAAGCAGUCUAUAUACAUGACGGCUCCCGUGGGGCUCCACCCGUGGCUCACAUUGUUGUGGAGGGAACCCGAGUUAUGGUGGGGGACCAAAUUAAAUACCUGGGCCUACACAUUGAUGGCACUUGGAGCUUCACCGAGCACUUCACUCGGCUGGCCCCUAAAGUAAACGGUGUUGCAGCAGCCCUCAGAAGACUGUUACCAAACAUCGGAGGGCCUGGCGGACACACCCGCCGAUUAUAUACAGCCACGGUGCAUGCAGUGGCACUGUAUGGGGCCCCUGUGUUGGCUGAGAGUGCGAUGGCCGUCCGUCGCAAUAAACAGCUCAUGCGCCAGGUGCAGCGUCGGAUGGCCAUUACAGUUGCACGGGCAUACAGAACGGUGGCAUAUGAGGCGGUGCUGGUCUUGGCAGGAAUCCCCCUCUUUGAGCUUCUGGCUCGAAUGUAUGCUGAAGUCUAUCAGCGCAUAAGAGAGCUUAGAGAGGGGGGAACCAUCAUAAUUGACAGGAUCAGAGUACUGCUAAGGAAGCAAGCCAGACAGGCCCUUAUUAUUAAAUGGCAAAGACGCCUUUAUGAUGAGAGCUUUGCAGGACAAAGAGUGGUCGGAGCUGUCAGGCCCCUUCUAAGCGAAUGGCUGGAGGUACAGAAAAUGAGGGGGACCUUCCAUACGACUCAGGUGCUCUCCGGGCACGGAUGCUUUGGGGAUUACUUAUGCCGGAUAGGAAAGGAGGAGACAACGAAGUGCCACCACUGCGACGGAGACUGUGACUCGGCGCAGCACACUCUACAACACUGUCCUGCUUGGACAGAGCAGCGCCGAGUCCUAGUCCACAAUAUGGGCAGUAAUGAUCUUUCCCUGUCUGCUAUUAUCCCGAUAAUGGUAGAAAGGGAGGAAGCUUGGAGGGCAUUUGCCUCCUUUUGUGGCGAUAUAAUGUCGCAAAAGGAGGCGGAUGAAAGGAUCCGCCGAGGGGAGCAGCCUGCAGAAGGCCAACCAAGAGUAAGGAGGGCGGGCAAUAUGGGCCCUCCGGACAGGCGGGUAGCCGUUAAGAGGACACAGAAAGCCACGAUGAGUCAACCCGACGACAUCCUAGCUGCGAUAAACGAGCUCUUAGAUGACCCGGUGUUCGCCUACGAUCCGCCACUGCCAGGGUCAUCCGAACAGCAGCCACCGCCGACGACUGACCGUCCGCCAACCGGCCCAGCCGCCCGACCAUCGAGCCGGCCGCCGAAAAUAAGAACGCUGCGUUCUGCAGCAAAUCAAUUAGUUUAA